AUGGCCAAGACAGGCAUUGAGGUAGAGGCCAGGUCCAUGGCUUUGACAGCGCCCCACCAGCGCUGGCGCCUCUUCGGACCAGAGGCAUCGGGCCUUGAGGCGGCCGCGGAGGCCACGCAUGGCCCGCUGGCAGCGCUGGUUGAGAUGCUCAAUGCAGCCAUGCGAUUUGAAUUCGACCCUCAUGUGGCCCUGACACUGCUCACGUCCGCAGCAGCAUGCGCGGCAGGGGCGGGUGCGCGAUAUGCGGGUGAUUACGGCGGCGCCGCGGAAGGGGUGGGGCUAGGGCCGCAGCAGCUGCUAGGCGGGCAGGGCAGACAUCAGAUCAACGUGCUGCUACUGCAAGAGGACGGUGCACCCCAGACGCUGCGGAUGCUGAAAGGAGCCGCGCAGCUGCUCAGCCCGCAGGUGUGCUGCCUGCCGCUCGGCCACGCCGAGCAAGUGCUCCCGACGGUGGUGCAGGGCCGCGACGGCGCCUACUCCGCGUUCUGCAGCGCCCUGGGCAGCGCCAACACGGGGGUGGCGGUCGUCGACAUGGACGCCCUUGCGGCAAAGUCUCGCAAACAGCUGGCGGACGUGCUGCAGAGGGCGGCCGUGGGCGCCGCUGGGGCGCCCGGCCUAGUGGUGCCCCAGACCGCCACUGUGUGGGCGGCGUGCGGGCAGUCGGACCUCAUCCCUGCAGAUCCCAGCGCGUGCGGGGCCUCGGUCGGCAAGCGCUGGGCCAAGCCCACCGUCAGCUGCUCAGGCUUUGAUGUGGUCCUGUCGGACGGCUCAGACGAGUCCCAGCUGCUGUGGGGCGGGGCAAAGCCCAGCAUGGACCCUCUCAGGGCCGCGGCGCUGCUCCAGCACGUGAUGGCGUGCGCGUCUGGCCGCCCGCCGCCAGCGCUCGGCGCAGGCGCGCACGGUUUCUUGUCUCAGUACGCCCGCGUCCUGCGGCAGUCCACGCAGCUGCCGGGCCCCCAAGCCGAGCUGCUCGGGUCGCUAGCGCGCCUCGCGCGCGCGUCCGCGGCGCUCAGGGGCGGCGACGAGGCCCAGGAGGCGCCCGACGCGAUGCUGGCGGUGCUGCUGGUGGACCAGACCGUCGUGAGCAAGAUGGGCGGCAGCUACCAGAGCGCGCUCGACCUGCCGGGCGCUUGCGGCCUGGCCUACACCGACGCUCGCAGCCUGGACGAGCAGCUGCAGGCCAUGCACCAGCUCGCAGACCGGCUGUUCAGGCAGUUCGAGGCGCCCAGCUGCGGCGGGUUUGGCGGCGACAGGGGCGGCGGCGGGGGCGGGGACGAGGAGGGCGAGGGCGGCGACGCCCGUCGCCGCUGCUGGGCUGCAAGCGAUGCGGCUGCGGAGGGGUGGGGCCUGGCAUUGUCUGGCGGCGAGAGUGACGCAGACGGCGGCCGGUGA
This is a messenger RNA of Monoraphidium neglectum, 1392 nucleotides long. RefSeq lists its product as hypothetical. Bases 1 to 1392 code for a protein of 463 amino acids. Lineage: Eukaryota; Viridiplantae; Chlorophyta; Chlorophyceae; Sphaeropleales; Selenastraceae. The record is from RefSeq and is a predicted model, not a curated record. The transcript is spliced from 8 exons.